Molecule: messenger RNA, 3049 nt
Organism: Carassius auratus (goldfish)
Lineage: Eukaryota; Metazoa; Chordata; Actinopteri; Cypriniformes; Cyprinidae
Product: voltage-dependent calcium channel gamma-2 subunit-like
Exons: 4
Coding region: 1497-2468 (323 amino acids)
Biological process (GO): postsynaptic neurotransmitter receptor diffusion trapping; transmission of nerve impulse; regulation of AMPA receptor activity
Cellular component (GO): postsynaptic density membrane; AMPA glutamate receptor complex; voltage-gated calcium channel complex
Molecular function (GO): channel regulator activity; voltage-gated calcium channel activity
Source: RefSeq, a predicted model, not a curated record
UGACGUCACUGCAUUGUAUUCUAAAUUCAUAAAUCUUCUUGAUCUCUGGCUCUCUGUGCCGCACUGGCUGCUGCUCGCGCGUCCUGAAUGUAAAGUGUGUCCUCUGCUCUGAAGCACUGAUGUCUUCUGUCUCCUCCCGACCUCACGGAGACGGUCCGAGCAGUGAAGCAGAGAUACAGCGCGGCUGUCACGAGCAUUACGCGUGCCGACAUGUAAACCACGGUUAAUGGUUGGCUGCUGUAAUGCUCACACAUCUCUAAUGUUGACUCCAUCGCAAGAGGGAGACAGUCGCCUUGGUAACAGCAGGAUCCGUCCAGCUUCAGCACCAGCGGCAGAGCAUCCAUCAGUCCUCCAGUGAUCCUCACUACUGCAACAUAUCAGUAACCGCCUACAAACCUCGCGCGUUAUAUAGUUUGAAUUCAUUGAAACCUAAAAUAUGAUCUAGUGUCAGAUCUGAGACUGAGAUGAGACUCUCUAGGCCUUCAGCUCCAGAUGUUCCUCGCGCAUCUGGAGGAAUAACAUCCGCAUCGUUCUGGAAUUGUUCGAGGAAUCCUGAAGAACUGUGAGGCCGAGUGAAACAGAUCGAGAUCGUCGUGCAGCAACAAGCGGCCCACGGACAGACAGACCGACCGACAGACCGACAGACUCCUCCAUCUCUGGAACCCGACACCGACGCUCGCGUUCCUCCGGCGUGCGUCCAUCAGCCGCUCCGUGCAGCAGCGCUCGUCUGAUUCCUGUGUUUUUAGUCUUUUCUUCUUUCCUCUUGUGCAUGUGGUUGAUGGCGCGGGUGUGCUGCGGAUCGGGCACCGGGUGUGAUGUGACCGGUUCGGCGGACGGGAGAACCGCAGGGCUGCUGUGGAGCGUCGCGUCUUCAGACCGGAUUCGCGUCGCGUGAUGCCCGCUCGCGCUCUUCCUCCUUCAUUCGACGGAAUAAAGGCCACCUAUGGAAACUGGAGACCAGAAUUUUAGGAAAAAGGCAAGCGAGUGAUUUUAUGUUUCUUUUCUUUUAAUUCUUUAUUGUUCAUCGCCAGGAUGGAUUGAUUUAAUUGACGCAUCGCAGCCCUGAAUGAUUUUCACCUCGAGCUGUUUUUGAUUCAAACGGAUCGGUUUAAUCACUCGUCUGUUAGAUUCAUGCACGUGCGCGCGGGCUCGGGCUCGGGAACGUGAAGGAUUCAGACUUUCACCAGGAGCCUUCAUCUGAAGAUCGGAUCGAGAACAGGCCAGAUUGGGUGAAGAUGAGUUUAUCUUUUGCCAUGUUCUGUUCUGAUGUAAUAUUUGGAGUGUCACUCAAGUACAUCAUCAUCAUCAGACAUUAGUAUGUAGGUGCAGGUAGAAGCGGCCUGUCGUUUGUCUUCUAAUCCAGUUCACGAAACCCUCGAGGGCCCUCUGUCUCUCGGGCCCCCUGUUUUUUCUUAUUUUGUCCUCUUAAAUCUACAAAUAUUUAUUUCCUGUACAUCAAGAGGAAAGGGGGCUCCCCUUUCGUUGAAUGCGGCAACAUGGGUGUGUUUGAGCGCGGCGUCCAGAUGCUCCUGACCACGGUGGGCGCCUUCGCCGCCUUCAGUCUGAUGACCAUCGCGGUCGGGACGGACUACUGGCUCUACUCACGCGGGGUCUGUAAAAUAAAGACUAGUAACGAGAACGAGACCGGCAAGAAGAACGAGGAGGUGAUGACCCAUUCUGGGCUGUGGAGGACCUGCUGUCUGGAAGGUAACUUUAAAGGCAUGUGUAAACACAUCGAUCACUUUCCUGAAGACGCCGAUUAUCAAGCCGAUGCAUCAGAGUACUUCCUGCGUGCGGUUCGCGCCUCCAGUAUUUUCCCCAUCCUCAGUGUCAUCCUGCUGUUCAUGGGGGGUCUCUGUGUCGCCGCCAGCGAAUUCUACAAGUCUCGACACAACAUCAUCCUCAGCGCAGGAAUCUUCUUUGUAUCCGCAGGUCUGAGUAACAUCAUCGGGAUAAUCGUGUACAUAUCAGCCAACGCGGGCGACCCGUCCAAGAGCGACUCGAAGAAGAACAGCUACUCGUACGGCUGGAGCUUUUACUUCAGCGCGCUGUCCUUCAUCAUGGCGGAGAUGGUGGGUGUCCUGGCCGUCCACAUGUUCAUCGACCGGCACCGGGAGUUACGUGUGGCUCGCGCUCGGACCAGUGGAGGAGGAGACUAUCUGCAGGGAUCCGCCAUCACCAGAAUCCCCAGCUACCGCUACCGUUACCGGCGCCGCUCGUGCUCCUCCAGCCGCUCCACCGAGCCCUCACACUCACGUGACGCUUCUCCCGUGGGACUGAAGGCCUUCGGAGCGCUGCCCUCCACCGAUAUCUCCAUGUACACUCUCGGCCGCGGCGGAGACACGCUCAAGACUCCACACGGGUCUCCACCGAUGUACAACUCCGACAGAGAGCCCGACUUCCUCCAGGUGCACAACUGCAUCCAGAAAGACUCGAAGGAUGCCAACCGGCGCACCACACCUGUAUGAGACACAUCGCCCCCUGCAGGUGAGGAGGAGAAUCACGCCAGCCACAGACAGACUGAUUUCUAACACUAAUGACGAAGAGUUUACAUGUUGAAGUCCAAAAAAGAAAAAUGAAUUGCAUGAUUUUCUUAUCUUCCAUAAACUAACAAGUUUUCAACCUUAUGAUGAAUCAGAGCUGAUGACGACGGCGUUUGGACUGAAAGCUCUUGAAAUCUCUUUUCUUCAUGUUCGAUUCAUUUCGUUGCACAUAAAUACUGUGAACCUCCGUGGCUGCUGUGAACCCAGGGAAAACAAUCCCAAAAACCGGCUGCGAUUUAUAUGUCAUAAUAAACGUAUUAAUGAUACAUGACUAUAUAUACACUGCCAGUCAAAAGUUUGGGAUCAAAACGAUGUUUAAUGUCUUUUACAGGAGUUUAUUCUGCUGAACAAGCCUGUGUUUAUUUGAACAUUGAUCGUUCUAAUACCAAAUCAGCAAAUUAGAAUGAUUUCUGACGAUAAUGUGACACUGAAGACUGGAGUAAUGAUGAUGGAAAUUCAGCUUUGCAUCGCAUAAAUAAAUUAUAUUUUAAAGAACAUUAACAUAG